This is a messenger RNA of Hevea brasiliensis (rubber tree), 768 nucleotides long. RefSeq lists its product as uncharacterized. NCBI's taxonomy places the organism in Eukaryota, Viridiplantae, Streptophyta, Magnoliopsida, Malpighiales, Euphorbiaceae. The transcript has a single exon. The record is from RefSeq and is a predicted model, not a curated record. Bases 175 to 630 code for a protein of 151 amino acids.
AAAGUGACAGUCCGUACAUAUAAAAACAUUUUCAAUUACAAGAUAGGACGCACACAACCCGCAUAAAAAGCUUCAUCUCUGCUCUGCCCCCAGCUCUCCCAUAAAAUACAAAAACAGAGAGAGAGAAGAGACUUUUCCAGAGAGACUUCAAUCUUCAAUGUUGUGUUACAUGAAAUGGCAAUUUCAGGUGCAGAAACUCAAUCAAAUCCUGCUACUAAGCCUGGCCCCCAGGUCGAAGUAGAGUCAGUUAAAUGCUACUCGUGUGGAUUCACAGAGGAGUGCACCCCUGACUAUAUUUCCCGCGUCCGCGAUCGCUACCAUGGGCAGUGGAUUUGUGGGCUCUGCGUUGAAGCAGUGAAAGAUGAAGUUUUGAGAUCAGAUAGGCUCAUCACUACCGAAGAAGCUCUAAACAGGCACAUGAGUUUCUGUAACAAGUUCAGAUCAUCUAGUCCUCCCAACCAAACAGAGCAUCCUAUCUCUGUCAUGGGCAGGAUUCUUCGCAGGAGUUUGGAUUCUCCUCGAGCUAUUCGAUCUAAUUCUAGUGGUGUUUUGCCUGAUGUUGAUGUUGAAAAGAUUAAAGGUUCGGCAUUAGUUCGAUCUGGGAGUUGUUUCUCUGCUUUGUCUAGGUGAAUUCUCUUUUUCUAGUUCGCAAAGGUAAAUAUAAAAACCAAUGAAACUCUAUUUUGUUUAGUGAUUUAACAGAGUAUUAUUGGCUAAGUAUUUUAUCUUCUUGAGGAAAUUAAUGAAAUACAGAGAAUUUUGUUUAAA